AUGACGGAGAGCGAGUAUUACGAGCUAGCCGACCCCUUGUUGAGUGGACUCACCGCCACGGAAAUCUCUUUAAUAGCGCACCUGCUCGGAGUCACAGAACAAUUCCUCUACGCCAGCAGAUAUCUGAAUCCGCUCAGGGAGCAGGACCCUUUCAUGGUCUACUUUGAGCCACUGAUCAAGAAGGGACUGCAAGUCUUAAUUCUUGGUAGCGAUAUUCUGGAUUUAAUGGAGAGAAUCCAGCGUCCGGCGACGUACUGGGGCAGUCGAAUUGCGGAGGUAGAGACCAAUGGCGGACUCAUACAUACGCCUGAAAUUUGGAUCGUGGCAAUACGCCCCAACCAGCCCACGUACGAAGCGCCAACAGAGCUCGCGGCAUCUGAAGAGCCAUUUGACGCCUUAGUCCAGCCUGUGGAGAGCAAAUACAUGUACAGAGACCCCGAUACGAGCAUGCUGGUGAUGUGGUUAAAGGGUACGGGCGUAUACUGGACUACGCGCGGGCGUCAAAAAACCAUGACGGAUUAA
Penicillium canescens is the source of this 522-nucleotide messenger RNA. RefSeq lists its product as uncharacterized. Bases 1 to 522 code for a protein of 173 amino acids. Lineage: Eukaryota; Fungi; Ascomycota; Eurotiomycetes; Eurotiales; Aspergillaceae. The record is from RefSeq and is a predicted model, not a curated record. The transcript has a single exon.